GAGGGGGGCCCCCAGAGGAAGCUUUGGCAGCCGAAGGGGCCCCCCGGUCUCUUCCUUUGCAGCUUUCUGGCGGGUGCAGGCAGCAGCUAAGGACAGACACUCAGACCAAACUCAAGCACAACCAGCGGCACCCCCCCCGCCACCGUCAGCAGCAAGAGCACAGAAAGCAGCAGCAGCAGCAGCAGCAGCAGCAGCAGCCGCAGCAGCAAAAGCAGCAAGUGCCAGCUCGUUCUCGGCAGCCAAGCCAGCAAAGGCACCAUUCACAACAGCAAUCGCUGGAGCAGCAGCAGCUUCAGCAGCAGCAGCCGCAGCAGCAGCUGCAGAAGCAACCGCAGCAGCAGCACAAGCAGCAGCAGCCGCAGCUGCAGCCGCAGCUGCAGCAGCAGCAGCAGCAGCAGAAACAACAGCAGCGCCUGAAGCAGCAGCAUCCGGUGCUUCCACACCCACCUAGCCCGCCUCAGCAGCAGCAGCAGGUUCUCGAUCAACAGGAACAGCAGGACCCGCCGCCGCCGCAGCAGCAGCAGCAGCAGCUGCUGCUGCAGCCGCCGCAGAUGGGAGCGGCCCCCAGCUCUUCGGCUGCCCCCCUGGAGCUGUCGUGUUUGCCUGAAGACUUUCUUGAGGGCCUUCGGGCAAUUGACGAAUGGCAUAAGCAGGCAUGCACGGGGGAGCGAAUGGGGACAGUUAGUGCAGAGACGCGGUACGAGCCGGGGGAGCCGCUUUGUUUGCCGUUUAGCCCAGCAACAAAACUCACAGUCUUUGUAGACAUUGAUGAAACAAUUGUAUUUGUAACUCCUGUGCUGCUGCCGGGGCUGCAGCCAGACAGGACUUUUACUUUUGUAGAUCAGUUCGGCCUCAGCAGCAGCAGCAGCAGCGGCGGCAGCAGCAACAAGGGGAACGAAGACAGCAGCAGCUACUGCGGCGGCGAGGCGGGCCUCGGGGACGCCGCGAGGCUGGCAGCAAACACAGCAGCAGCAGCAGCAGCAGCAGCAGCAGCAGCAGCAGCCCCCGCAGCAGCAGCGGACCCCACUUCGGCCGCGGCCAGCGUGCCCGCCGCUGCUGCAGCCGGCACGGCGACGACGUCGACGAAGAGCACCUGCAGCAGCAGCACGGGCAGCAGCAGCAGCAGCAGCAGCUGCUGCACCGUGCUGUACGUGUACUUCCGCCCCUUCGUGCACCGCAUGCUGCGGGAGCUGCGGCGCAGCGGCAACUUCGAACUUAUUGCUUUUACAGCAGCACUUCGAGAAUAUGCAGAUCCAAUUUUGGAUUGUUUAGAAGAAGAGCAGCAGCUUUUUGACCACAGGCUCUACCGGCAGCACUGCGCGCGGGCUCCCAGGAGCACCGCCGCCGCCGCGGCCGCCGCAGCAGCCGCCGGCCCCGGCGCGGCUGCACCCACCGCAGCAGCAGCAGCAGCAGCAGCAGCAGAUGGGGAGGAGGCGCUGGGGAGUGUGGGGUGGGGGGAGAACUUUUACUACGUGAAGGACCUGGCAGGAGCUGCUGCUGCGGGGCGGCAGCUGAGCCGCUGCGUGCUGCUGGACAACAGCCCGGUGUCUUUUGCUGCUCAAGUUGAAAACGGCCUUUACUUGCGGCCUUUCUGCGGAGACCCCGGAGAUGAUGAACUUCAUUUGCUGCCGAACAUGCUGCAGCAGCUCAGCAGCCUCCCGGACGUGCGGGCUGGCCUGCGGGGUUCUCUCAUCAGCGCUGCCUGGGAGGCCUUUUUCUUUGCUUCGAGAGCUUUAAUUGACUUAAAUUCCCUUUCCGUUUGCGAGCAAGCAUGGCGAGGGAAAGCAGAAGACAAGCAGCAGCAGCAGCAGCAGCAGCAGCAGCAGCAGCAGCGGCGGCGCGGAGGCGCGGCGGCCAAGGAGACGCCGACACAGGCGGAGCUUAAGACGGGGGAGGGGGGAGACGGGGAGGUGCACGCAGCAGCAGCGGCGGAGGCUGCAGCAGCAGCAGCAGCAGAAGCAGCAGCAGCGCAUGCAGAGCAGCCGACGCGCCGCCAGCUCCCAGAACAGCAGAGGGGCGGCAGACGCAGCGCUUCUGUUGCUGUUAUUUCUUUGUCCAAAACUAGGGGAGGUGCAGCGGGAGCAGAUUUGACUUUGGCUGCCCCAACAGCAGCAGAAGCAGCCCCAGCAGCAGCAGCAGCAGCUCCAGCAGCAGCGGCAGCAGGUCCAGCAGCAGCAGCAGCCGCGCGGAGAAAAGCAGCCGCAGCGAAAGAAAGAGAAAGCGUGCAGAGUGCAGCCGCGAGAACUCCUGCUGCUGCUGCUGCUGCUGCACAAGCAGCAGCAGCGCACAGAGCGCAGCAGCAGAAACAGAAGGACAGCAAGCAGCAAGACACGAGGAGCAGCAGCAGAAGCAGAGGCCGCGACAGAGACAGAGAAGCAGAAGAGCAAAGAGGGAAAGAUUUGCAAGAAAGAAAAGAAAAAGAAAAAGAAAUGACAUUUCAUGUUGGCUCUUGUUUGAAGAGACAGGAAAGAGAAGGCAGCGCCUGGUGUACGUGCAGCAGCGCAGCAAAGGCGCUGCAGGCAGCAGUAACAACUGCUGCUGCUGCUGCUCAGCCGGGCCGCAGCAGCAGCUGCUGGCAGCUCGCCUCGGACCGCAGCAGCAGCAGCAGCAACAGCAGCAGCGGCAACAGCAGCAGCAGCAGCAGGAGCCCCAGCAGCAGCAGGGACUACAGGCCCACCAUUGAGUACAGGGAAAAGAGGAGGGCGGGCAGCAGCAGCAGCAGCAGCAGCAGCAGCGGCCAGCCCAACACUAAUAUCAAUACAAUUAACACUAAUAUAAAUGUAAGCACCCGCAGGACCCGCAGCAGAGAUAAAGAAAGAGAUAAAGAAAGAGAUAAAGAAAGAGAUAAAGAAAGAGAUAAAGAAAGAGACAAACAAAGAGAUAAACAAAGAGACAAACAAAGAGACAGCCCCCACGAGAAAAGCCUGCUGCUGCUAA
Messenger RNA from Eimeria tenella, 2937 nucleotides. Its product is annotated as NLI interacting factor-like phosphatase domain-containing protein, putative. The record is from RefSeq and is a predicted model, not a curated record. The annotation marks the transcript as partial. NCBI's taxonomy places the organism in Eukaryota, Apicomplexa, Conoidasida, Eucoccidiorida, Eimeriidae. The transcript is spliced from 8 exons. Gene Ontology annotation, molecular function: phosphoprotein phosphatase activity.